AUGCUCCUUAGCCAGCUGGCCACUCUCCUGACCCUGCUCAGCGGGGCCCAGCUGCUGGCAGGCUGGGGGAGACCCCAGGGUCCCCCACCUCGGCCCUGGGCCACUGCCAACCAGACCGGGACUCUGGGCCUCAGGGCCCCGGUGGCCCCAGUACCAGCCUCUGCCCUUCGCAGCUGGAAAGCCUUCCUGGGCCGGCAGAAAACCCAGUGGCUGGGGACAGAUGGGCUGCCAGGGGGGCAGGAGGUGGCUGCCACCGUGUCUCUGCCACUGGACCCACAGGAAGUGGCCCAGGAGACGUGCAAAGCCGCGCCCUUUACUCAGGUCAUCUCCCGCCCUGGCUGCACAACCACCCGGGUCCGCAAUCACCUGUGCUUCGGCCACUGCUCUUCCUUCUACGUGCCCGGCUCGGACCCUGCCCCGCUUGCCCUCUGCAACAGCUGUGUGCCCGCUCGCCGGCGACAGGCCCCCGUGGUCCUAUGGUGUCACACGGGCACCCCGUCCUCCCGUUGGCGGAGGGUGAAGACGUCCGCCGUGGUGGUGGAGGGGUGCCAGUGUGGCCCGAAGCCGUGAGCCGAGCCCCGUGGAUGGACAAACAGACACAGAAAAGGAGACAGGCAGAGACGGACAUGACCUGGGUGUC
Choloepus didactylus (southern two-toed sloth) is the source of this 640-nucleotide messenger RNA. RefSeq names its product DAN domain BMP antagonist family member 5 (gene DAND5). The transcript has 2 exons. Lineage: Eukaryota; Metazoa; Chordata; Mammalia; Pilosa; Megalonychidae. The record is from RefSeq and is a predicted model, not a curated record. Bases 1 to 570 code for a protein of 189 amino acids. Gene Ontology annotation, molecular function: morphogen activity. Gene Ontology annotation, biological process: determination of heart left/right asymmetry; signal transduction involved in regulation of gene expression.